AUGGCGCGCGCUGGGCGUCUGCUGCUGCUGCUGCUGCUGCUCUCGGAGCUGUCCAAGUUCUUGGUGUCGAGCGGGAAGAACCAGCUCCUGUCCCACAAGGUGAUCGGGGAGCCCUGCCAACAGCACUCAGAAUGCCAGAGCAACUGCUGCACCACCAACAGCCUGAACCCCCAGAGGUUCUGCUCCCCCCAGACCAUCUUCCUGCAGUGCCUAUCCUGGCGAAAGCCGAACGGGCACACCUGCUUGGACCACCUAGAGUGCCGGAGCAGGUGCUGUGUCACAAAUAACUAUGCAGCGCAGAUGUUCUGCACGCGCAAGACCAUCUUCCUGCAGUGCGUGCCAUGGCGCAAGCCAAACGGGGUCUACUGCACCGACCACAGCGAGUGCCAGAGUAAGUGCUGUAUCAGGCUGAACGAGGCCAGCCGCCAUCGGUGCAUCCCCCAGAGCGGCCUCCUGGUCCAGUGCCUGCCCUUGUUUGGAAUUCUGCUCAGUUGGUACAGACUCCGAGAACACCGCACGAUCCGCACGAGGGUCCACACAAGGGUCCUUGCGGCCAGAGCCGGCCAGUCCCGAGCCGGUGCCCCUGGAGCCGGGGAGCGCUCGACGGUCUGCUCCGUGGGCUCCUGCCGGAACCUCCUCCCCAGGCGGGCCCGGCAGCCCGCGGCGCUUGCAUAG
Diceros bicornis minor is the source of this 675-nucleotide messenger RNA. RefSeq names its product leucine rich colipase like 1 (gene LRCOL1). Gene Ontology annotation, cellular component: extracellular region. Gene Ontology annotation, molecular function: enzyme activator activity. The transcript has 5 exons. Bases 1 to 675 code for a protein of 224 amino acids. Gene Ontology annotation, biological process: digestion; lipid catabolic process. Lineage: Eukaryota; Metazoa; Chordata; Mammalia; Perissodactyla; Rhinocerotidae. The record is from RefSeq and is a predicted model, not a curated record.